GGGACUUGGAGCGGUCUGGGGAAGAUGCGGGGAAAGCUUUUCUAUUGCGUCUGAUGAUCUGGCAUCUGGCUUUUUGUUGCACAUGGGCUACUAUGACUCGGAUAUAGAAGUGGCCGCCGAAGAGGGCUGUCUGUGCCCUUCAAUAGCCUUUCUUUCUUUCGUUCUUUUCAAAUAUUGUUCUCCUCCUCCUUCUUUUUCUUCUGUAAACAGAAUUCUUCAUACUCAAUAUGGAUUCAAUCAAACCAAACAGCGAGAAAAUCGAAGAUGCCCCGCGGAAGUCACUCGACCUGAUCUCCGGGGACUUUGAGCAUCAGCAGAAAUUGACCCGGAGCAUCUUGUUCAAACUAGACACGAGAAUUCUUCCUAUCUUGGCUAUCCUGUUUCUCUGUUCUUUUUUGGAUCGAACCAAUGUUGGAAACGCCAAAAUCCUCGGCCUCGAAGAAGACCUUAAUAUCACAAACCAUCAGUAUGAUAUUGGCUUGGCUGUGUACUAUCUCACAUACAUCUGCAGCGAAGUGCCGAGUAACCUCAUCAUCAAAAAGGCAUCCCCGAGGGUUUGGUUACCUUUCUUAACCGUAAUUUGGGGCAUAAUCACCAUGAGUUUAGGAUUUGUGCGGAACUUUGCUGAUUUUGUUGGUGUUCGCUUUGUUCUGGGAAUAGCAGAAGGUGGCCUUUUACCUGGCAUGGUACUUUACCUGUCUUCAUUCUACAGACGAGGAGAUCUGGCUUUGCGUAUUGGAAUUUUCUAUACGGCUGCUUCAUUAUCGGGUGCUUUUGGGGGUCUUUUAGCCCGUGGAUUGGUCGAGAUUGGACCUCGAGGAGGGAUUGAAGGAUGGCGCUGGAUUCUGAUCAUGGAAGGUCUGCUGGUGAGUGUUUCCCCUAUUCAAUGACCAGCUCAGUUAUUCUGACAGCAUUGCCAACUGAGACCUUUGUAUGUGGCGUUCUGAGCUAUUUUGGACUCCCAAACAGUCUGGAAACUGCAUAUUUCUUGAGCCCCGAGGAACGACAAUUUGCUCGACAGAGGGUCUUGCUUGAUAGUCCAACUGUUACAGAAGGGCAGGUCUACCCUAUCUCGAAAUCAGCGCUUUGGCAGAUGAACAGGAGGCAUUUAGAUGGUCAGAAGUACAAC
This is a messenger RNA of Aspergillus wentii DTO 134E9, 1129 nucleotides long. RefSeq lists its product as uncharacterized. The transcript has 6 exons. The record is from RefSeq and is a predicted model, not a curated record. Bases 228 to 890 code for a protein of 220 amino acids. Gene Ontology annotation, molecular function: transmembrane transporter activity. NCBI's taxonomy places the organism in Eukaryota, Fungi, Ascomycota, Eurotiomycetes, Eurotiales, Aspergillaceae. Gene Ontology annotation, biological process: transmembrane transport. Gene Ontology annotation, cellular component: membrane.